Messenger RNA from Cheilinus undulatus (humphead wrasse), 15472 nucleotides. It is a transcript of the gene cacna1ha, whose product is annotated as calcium channel, voltage-dependent, T type, alpha 1H subunit a. Gene Ontology annotation, cellular component: plasma membrane; voltage-gated calcium channel complex; voltage-gated sodium channel complex. Gene Ontology annotation, molecular function: low voltage-gated calcium channel activity; voltage-gated sodium channel activity. Lineage: Eukaryota; Metazoa; Chordata; Actinopteri; Labriformes; Labridae. The record is from RefSeq and is a predicted model, not a curated record. The transcript has 38 exons. Gene Ontology annotation, biological process: calcium ion transmembrane transport; neuronal action potential; positive regulation of calcium ion-dependent exocytosis. The coding region runs from base 299 to 7828 and encodes 2509 amino acids.
CUCAGCGAGGAUGGACGGAUGGAUGCAUGCAUGGAUGUGGAUAGAUGUUCCCGUUUAACCGAAAGCGCGCGUCGAGACCGCUCUUUGACUACUUCCUGUGAUUUUUGACACGGAUUACCUUUGAUUUGUGGGGGAAAAGAGAAGAAGUACGGAGGAGAUUUUUUAAGGAGAGAGAAGAAAGGGAAGAAAGGAUUGCUGCGAAAGGCUGGGCGCGCUAGAAACACGGAAAGUCACGGAUCAUGCUCAAGAAAACUUCCGAUUCCGUCUCGAUAAGAGUGGCUCUGCCUGACGCUCUAUCAUGACUGAUGGCGAGGGGAGAGCGCGCUUUGAGUACGCAGAGAGCCCCGAGGUGAGGGGGCGGGCACGGGAGCAGGAGGAGGGCGACGAGGUGUACGAGGAGGUGAGGCUCACCGUACAGGCACCCUACAGGUCCGACACCCCGGGCCACGAUGCCGGCCCUGGAGGAGGUGGUGAAGAUGAAGAAGAGGAGGAGGAGGAGGUGGAGAUGGAGAGGAAGACCAGGAGCAGCAGCGGAGGAGAGUGGAGUCCUGAAGUCGAGGAGCAUGAUGAUCAAGAACCGGAGCUGGAAGUUGGACCGCCUUUGGGAGUUCGGAUCCACGCUCCCAUACGCGAUCCAGAUUGCGUUUCCGAGGAGGAGGAGCAGCAGCCAUACCCGGCCCUGGCCCCGGUGGCCUUCUUCUGCUUAAAGCAAACGACAAGACCUCGCAACUGGUGUCUACGCGUCGUCUGUAACCCAUGGUUCGAGCACAUAUCCAUGCUGGUGAUCCUGCUGAACUGCGUCACUCUGGGGAUGUUCCAGCCCUGUGAGGACGUCAGCUGCCAGUCGGAGUGGUGCCGCAUCCUACAGGUUUUGGACGACUGCAUCUUUGCUUUCUUCGCUGUGGAGAUGGUCAUCAAGAUGGUGGCUUUGGGUAUUUUUGGUCCCAACUGUUACCUUGGAGACAAGUGGAACCAGCUUGACUUUGUCAUCGUCAUGGCAGGGGUGAUGGAGUAUUCUCUGGACGGCCAUAAUGCCAGUCUGUCAGCCAUCCGCACAGUCAGAGUCCUCAGGCCGCUGCGAGCCAUCAACAGAGUGCCAAGUAUGCGAAUCUUGGUGACACUGCUGUUGGACACCCUGCCCAUGCUGGGAAACGUCCUCCUCCUCUGCUUCUUCGUCUUCUUCAUCUUCGGCAUCGUUGGAGUCCAGCUGUGGGCAGGUCUACUGCGCAACCGCUGUUUCCUCGGAGAGGAUGUGAAAGGAUUGUACAACUUUACCAUGGAUCCUUACUACAUGUCCGAGGAGGGCGAAGACAGCCCUUUUAUCUGCUCUGGUCCAAGAGAAAACGGGAUGCUACGCUGCAAACAUGUUCCAGCCUACACCGAGGGUGGGGAAGAAUGCUCAUUGGCCCCUUCCUACCAAAGUUUUGCUCUGAUUGGAUCAGCCCCAGGAAUGGGCGGGGCUAGUAUUAAUGGCUGCAUAAACUGGAACAUGUACUAUAAUGUGUGCCGUCCUGGGGAGCACAACCCUCACAAGGGAGCUGUCAACUUUGACAAUAUCGGCUACGCCUGGAUAGCCAUAUUCCAGGUCAUCACACUGGAAGGAUGGGUUGAUAUCAUGUACUAUGUCAUGGAUGCUCACUCCUUCUACAAUUUUAUAUAUUUUAUACUGCUCAUUAUUGUGGGCUCUUUCUUCAUGAUCAACUUGUGCCUCGUGGUCAUCGCCACCCAGUUCUCGGAGACUAAGCAGAGGGAGAAUGCUCUGAUGAGGGAGCAGCGUGCUCGCUACAUGUCCAAUGACUCCACCCUCGCCAGCUACAGUGAGCCAGGCUCGUGCUAUGAGGAGAUGCUACGCUACAUCAGUCACCUUUAUCGCAAGUUUACAAGACGGCUACAGAGGAUAUACUCUGGAUGGCACAGUAAAAGGCGUAAAAAAGUGAACCCAAAUGGUAGCGGUGGAGGAAGCAGCGGCGGGGGUAAUGGGCAUGGACACGGCUCCAGCAGGGGCUGCGGAGGCUCAGGCCCGGGUAACGCUUUGUGGUUGAGACCGAUCCACAACCUUCUGCAGCACCAUCAGCACCAGCACUGUCGCCUUAGCAAUGGGGGGCAGCACAGCAUCACCAUUGAGACAACAGAGCACAGCGAGGGAGGAGAGGAGGAGCUGGAGAUGAAGUCGCUUCCUGUCCGGAGAGGCAGCACAAACGGAAACGGCAGUGGCGUUGUUGGCAGUCACCCGACGGUUGUCACCCACCGCAUGGGGUCAUUGCUGGGGCGGAUAAAUGGGGGGAUGAACUAUCCGACCAUCCUGCCCUCGUUUGUGUGCAGCUACAGCAGCAAGACUCCACCGCCUCACUCUCAGCAGUGCGGCCAGUGUCCGGAGCACCCAUUGAACCACCCGACGUCUGAACACGCAGAGACACUGAACAAGCUUUAUCAGCUUAUGGGGCAGCACAGGCGCCAGAGGCUGCUGUACCAGCUGGCAGGCGUGGUGCCCAGCCCUCUUCUCCUGGAGCUGCUGAGCUGCCCUCUGUGUGCUCGCAGCCUGGAGACGUUGGAGCUGGAACUGGGAGACCUGGAGGGUGGCAGGGGAGAGGCUGACGGACUGCACGACUUCCCCCAGGGUGGGGAUCUGAGAGCCGGGCGAGGCCGACAUAGACGGCGGGGGGUCUUCGAGUACAAAUACGGAGCUGUUCGGGCAUUCGUGGGGUUCAGGGAAAAACUCAAGAGGAUUGUGGAGAGUAAAUACUUCAAUCGAGGGAUCAUGAUCGCCAUUCUGGUCAAUACUCUCAGCAUGGGGAUCGAGUACCACGAGCAGCCCGAGGAGUUAACAGAUGUGUUGGAGAUUAGUAACAUCGUCUUCACCAGCAUGUUUGUGUUGGAGAUGGGCUUCAUGCUGCUCGCUUUUGGCUUGUUUGGAUACAUCAGGAACCCGUACAACAUAUUUGACAGCAUCAUUGUAAUAAUAAGUGUGUGGGAGAUAAUAGGUCAAGCAGACGGUGGGUUGUCGGUCCUGCGAACGUUUCGUCUGCUGCGGGUUCUGAAGCUGGUUCGCUUCCUGCCCGCCCUGAGGAGACAGCUGGUGGUGUUAAUGAAGACCAUGGACAAUGUUGCCACGUUCUGCAUGCUGCUGAUGCUUUUCAUCUUCACCUUCAGUAUUCUGGGGAUGCAUCUGUUCGGCUGUAAAUUUGGUCUUCGGCAAGAAAACGGUGACACCAUCCCUGACCGCAAGAACUUUGACACCCUGCUCUGGGCCAUCGUCACUGUGUUCCAGAUUCUGACCCAGGAGGACUGGAACGUGGUGUUGUAUAACGGCAUGGCCUCCACCUCUCCAUGGGCCGCUCUUUACUUCGUCGCUCUCAUGACAUUUGGAAAUUACGUGCUCUUCAAUUUGCUUGUGGCCAUCUUGGUUGAAGGCUUCCAGGCCGAGGGUGAUGCUAAUCGAUCAGAGUCAGACGACGAGAAGAAAUCCGACAACUUUGAGGAGGACGAGAAGGUGGAACAGCUCAGAGACACUGAGCUCAAAAUGUACUCUCUAAUGAUGACAGCUAACGGUCAUGUCGACCCACGUGGCACAAUGGCUCCUCCCAUAAUAAUGCGUACAGCAGCUACGCCCAUGCCCACUCCUAAAGGCUCCUUAGGACCCGAUUCCAUCCUUGGAGAUGACCUUAUGGGGGUGCCUCAGUAUAGUGAGAUGGGACUGGGCCUCUCAGAGGCCGGACUUGGUCGUGCAGAGUCUCGCCGGGGAAGCUCCACGUCUAUUGACCCCUCUUUAGCCUUUGACCAGCAUUCUCUCAGCCUCUCAAGUCCUGGCCGUCGCUCCCCUCUUCCUCCUCGCUCUUGGGGAAGCAGACGCUCAAGUUGGAACAGUCUGGGGAGGGCGCCGAGCCUCAAAAGGAGAGACACCAGCGGAGAGAGGGAGAGUCUGUUGUCAGGAGAGGGGGGAGAGGAGGAUGACAGUGGGGAAGAUAAGGGGGAGGCCGGCGGAGUGAUCAACAGACUACAGCCGGAGCAUUUGGAGCUGCUGCAGGCAUCCACUCUCUGCCCCUCGAUAAUGACAGAAUAUGGCGACUGUAAUGGGAGGACCCUGAACUAUGACCCCAACAUGAGCACGGAGUCAAAGGAAGACUCCUCGCCUGAGGAUGACUUAGAUGAUGACAGUUCUUUGUGUUACUGGAUCAAAAAGGAGCUCCGUAACAUGAAGCCUCGCUGGUGCAAAGAGCAUGAAGAUUGGACAUUGUACCUGUUCUCUCCAGAGAGCCGAUUGCGGGUGUGGUGCCAAAGUGUGAUCUCUCACAGAUUGUUCGACCAUGUGGUUCUGGUUUUCAUCUUCCUCAACUGCAUCACCAUCGCUCUGGAGAGACCCGAUAUACUGUCCAACAGCCCGGAGCGAGUAUUUCUGACUGUGUCCAACUACGUUUUCACUGUGAUUUUCCUGGCAGAGAUGGCCAUCAAGGUUGUAGCUCUUGGUUUUUGCUUUGGGAAGCAGACUUACCUCCAGUCCAGCUGGAACGUACUCGACGGUUUGUUGGUCUUCGUGUCUCUGAUUGACAUUCUGGUUUCUCUGGCGUAUUCCGGUGGAAACAGAAUCCUGGGGAUCCUCCGAGUCCUCCGCCUGCUGCGAACACUACGCCCACUAAGGGUGAUCAGUCGAGCCCCUGGACUGAAGUUGGUUGUGGAGACUCUCAUCACCUCUCUGAGACCCAUCGGGAACAUCGUCCUGAUCUGCUGCGCCUUCUUUAUUGUCUUUGGCAUCUUAGGGGUUCAGCUGUUCAAAGGGAAGUUUUACCACUGUGAAGGUCUGGACACAAAGAACAUUACCAACAAGUCAGAUUGUCUGCAGGCCAACUACCGCUGGAUACGGAGGAAAUACAACUUUGACAACCUGAUCCAGGCUCUGAUGUCUUUGUUCGUGCUGUCCUGCAAGGACGGCUGGGUCAAUAUCAUGUAUGACGGUCUGGAUGCUGUAGGAGUCGACCAACAGCCCGUGAGGAACCACAACCCCUGGAUGCUGCUCUACUUCAUCUCCUUCCUGCUCAUCGUCAGCUUCUUCGUCCUCAACAUGUUCGUCGGCGUCGUGGUGGAGAACUUCCACAAGUGCCGGCAGGACCAGGAAGAGGAAGAGGCCCGCUUACGGGAGGAGAAGAGGCAGAAAAUGAUAGAGAAAAAGCGCAGGAAGGCCAAGCAGAGGCCUUACUACGCUGACUACUCCCCACUCCGUCUGACCAUCCACACACUGUGCACCAGCCACUACCUGGACCUCUUCAUCACCUUUAUCAUCUGCAUCAACGUCUUCACCAUGAGUAUUGAGCACUACAAUCAGCCCAAGUAUUUAGAGGAAGUCCUGAAGUACUGUAACUACGUCUUCACCUGCAUCUUUGUUGUUGAGGCUCUUCUCAAACUCGCAGCGUUUGGCAUUCACAGAUUCUUUAAAGACAGGUGGAAUCAGCUGGAUAUUGCUAUUGUGGCGUUGUCCAUCAUGGGUAUCACUCUGGAGGAGCUCAAAAUGAGUGCAGCCCUGCCCAUAAAUCCAACCAUCAUCAGGAUUAUGAGAGUUCUCAGAAUAGCCCGAGUGCUCAAACUCCUGAAGAUGGCUACUGGGAUGAGAUCUCUGCUGGACACUGUCAUGCAAGCGCUGCCACAGGUUGGGAAUCUUGGCCUUCUCUUCAUGCUGCUCUUCUUCAUCUAUGCUGCGCUGGGAGUGGAGCUCUUUGGCAAACUGGUCUGCAAUGACAACAACCCAUGUGAGGGUCUGAGUCGUCACGCAACCUUCGAGAAUUUUGGGAUGGCCUUCCUUACACUGUUUCGAGUGUCGACAGGAGACAACUGGAAUGGGAUUAUGAAGGACACAUUGAGGGAGUGUCAUCCAGACGACCGCCACUGUCUCACCUACCUGCCCCUGGUGUCUCCCAUUUACUUUGUCACCUUUGUGCUCAUGGCCCAGUUUGUGCUGGUCAAUGUGGUGGUGGCUGUUUUGAUGAAACAUCUGGAGGAGAGCAACAAGGAGGCUAAAGAGGAUGCAGAAAUGGAUGCAGAGAUUGCCUUGGAGAUGGCCAUGGAGGGACAGCGUAGAUUAAGCACAACCUCCAAUAACAGCUCAGCAGAAGGGACCUAUGUAGGGCCAUGUCCAAACUCACCUGGGGAGGAGGAAGAGGUGCAGUUCAGAGACCAGGACCUGCUGUCACCAAGGAAGAUGUCAGUAUCCAGGAUGCACUCUCUGCCUAACGACAGCUACAUGUUCCGACCUGUGCGGCCUGCCAGCGCCCCCUACCCAUUGGAGGAGAUAGAGCUUAGCCCCCAGCACCAGCAUUCAGGUUCAGUGACUUCCAUCCACUCCCAGCCAUGUGAGAGUCGAGCACUGCUGCAAGUACCAGACGUCUCCCCGGUUCAUCCUCAUUCAAAGCCCACCCUCAGCCUACCCCGCAUUGCCCCGCCCACCCCAAGCCCUUCUCCAAAGGCCUUGUGCAGACAGGUGGCGGUCAAAGUGGAUUCUGUGGAGUCUCAGAGUUGUGAGCAACAGGAGAGGCCAAACCCCAUCCACUUACCUCCCCCAUCCCCUUCGCCCCUUUCUCCUCAUCCCUCUCCAUCUCCCCUCCCACCUCCUCCUCCCUCCUCUCCCUCAGCCCAUUCUCUCCCAUCCUGUUCCCCUUCUCCUUUCCCCAUCCCUCCUCCCUCACCUCUGCCUCCUCCACCAUCUUCUCCCUCACUUCUUCUCCCACCACCUCCCUCCCCCCGCCUCCCUCUGCGCCCUCCAAGCCUCAGAAGACCAAGACCACCCUCCGCGGCCUCCUUCUGCGACCCAGCGGAUGAGGAGGUGUAUCACAUCACAAGCUCAGCCCGCCACAGGUGGAGAGAAGAAGGAGGGGCGGAGCAGGAGAGCAGAGGAAAGACCGGCCGCAGCCACUCCCUCUCUCCUUACACCACAACUUACUCGCCCGAUUCCCGCUCUACCUCCUCCCCUCCUCUUCCCCCAUUACCACCUUCCUCGUCCAGGAGCGCGCUCAGUCUGCUUGGGGUAGGCUUGAAGGACAAAGAUGUUAGGAAGGGUUCCAGCAUCGAUAACCAGGCCUUCCAGGACAAGCCGUCAUCACUGUCUGCUGGUUUCCCUGAUGACCAGAGGCGCCACUCUAUAGAGGUCUGCCUCCCACGGGUUCUCAUCCCCGGUGACGACCAGAACUUUACACAUUGGCCAGAAAAAGGAGGUCAGGCUUUUCCUGUGAGGGUGCAGUCAGUCGGGGGUGGCCACAGAAAGAAGAAGAUGAGUCCUCCGUGUAUCUCCAUCCACCCGCCAUCAGAGAGGGAGCACCCACACGCCGCCUCACCCCCAAAAUUGGCGGACUGCAGCAUGAUGCUGAGACGCAGGACGCCAUCAUAUGACCUAACCCCACACGUACAAUCAAACGCGCCCUCACAAGACGUCUCGCCAGUGCACUCCCCAAUGCACACGCCGCUAACACCAAUCCAUGUGCCGCUGCAAACACACUCCCCAACCCACACUCUGACACCCUCCACUCCCACUCAUGCAUCCACCCCCCCACACCCACAUAUCCCCAUCAGUCCCAACAUCUUCAUCCAGCCUCACGCACCGCUCUUACCAAACACUAUGCCUUUCCCUCAGACGCGCACCCUCUCCCCUGCUGCGAGGCGUUCCCCUCUCACAGGCGAAUUCAUCCCCGUUCCACAGUUCACCUUCGACCAACCACAGUCCAGAUACAUGAGCGGCCUGUCACCUGGCCUAUCAGACACAGAGACAGCCACUUGCUCUUCCCCUUUCGACAGCAGACUGGGGAGUGGUGCAGGAUUCAACGCAAAGAAUCGGAGGACCGCGCAGUGAACGUCCAGAAAUGCCUUCAGGAGAAUGACUCAGUCCGAAAUCUCUGAAAUUUGAGUGGAGGGGCCUUGGCUGACCUCAGCAGAGAACCGGUGGAAAAUAAAACGGAAAAAGAAGUUUUUCUUGGAGAGGGAUUUUUGUUUUUUUUACAAGAAUACUGAAAAGACGUUCAUAUUUUUUUCCAGAGACGCUGGUACAGUCCCUCCUAAAAAAGAAAAAAAAAAAAAGACAAUGGAUCUGGUUUACCAAACCCAGCGUGAAGGAUCCACAGAGGCUGUACCCACCAUACAUGGUGUGUUCGAGACUUACACUAAAUACACACCAGGACUUAAGCCACCUAACUCCGUAGCCAAAGUUUUUUUGACACACUGUCCCCACCCGCGCAAGCCAAUCAGGAAGCAGCGUCUGGCUGAUAACCGCUUACCUUUUACUGGAAGUGGUUUGUGAAAUGCGAGCGCGGGGGGGAAUUGUGGGAUAUGCAACUUCAGGUUUUCUACAGAAGUUCUGCUUGCCCCCUCCUCUGCUCCUCGAUCACAUUGAUCCGAGCAGUAGUGUGCGCGUGUGAAUGAGUGCGUCUGUUUUGUUUUUUUUUCCUAUGUGCGAGUAUCGUCCAAAUCUGUUAUCAUGGAAGUCGGCCAUGUUAUUCUUACGCCUGUGACGAUAGAGAGGGGAGCAGGGCAGAGCUGUAGUGUAUGUUUAUCUGUGUAUCUGUGCAGUGUAAAUAAAGGAAAAUACUGUAUUUGGUGAGAUUAAAAAUAGCUCUAUCCAUAUGCACAUAUUUUUAUAGAGAUUUAAAAUGUUUUUGCACACAAAUUUGAAUUUCAAGUUGCUUGUUUUUCCUCUGUUGUCCUCUUGUGAAUGUAUGUUUCUUUUCAGAACAUUGAUGGUGUUGAAGGAGAUAAACCCUCCUCUCAACAGAUGAGAUGAUAUUUGAGAAUGGGAUUAUUAUUUUUCUAUUUUGAAAAAGAGAAGGACGAGAACAGGGGUGUAAUGUAUUUGUGUAGCUUCGUCUCAGAAUUUUAUGUAUUUGUUGUCUAAAAAACAGGCUUUAGAGGGGAGCUCAGUGAUGUUAACCAAUUUAAAUUGAAGAUAUUUUCCACACUUUUAACUGUUAUUUUUAAACUGCUGGCUUGAGUGAUGUCUUUUAACAAAUUUCAAUCUCAAUCUGGCAAAUACAGCAGAAGAACCUGAACAUGUUUUGGCUUUGUAUAAAAGGUUAAUUUGCGAAAUAUAUACACUGUAGAAAAAGAUUUAAUCCGUCUCUAUUUGUCUUGAAACUCUAAGACGAUCUGUGACUAAUGGCUGUAUAAUAAGCCAGCUGGCUAAGUAGCCAGCCAGAUAAUUAGCUAACUAGCCAUCUAACAAAAAAACAAAGAUAGCCAGCUUCCUGGAUAGCAAACUUGUGUUCUUUGAAAAUCUUUGUCUAUUGCCCAAGAUGAAUUGUAAGAUCUUGAAAACACUGGAUCGUUUGCGAGCUGUGUAACUAGCCAUUUUAAUGAAUUUAACUAGCUAUCCAUUUUACUAGAUAACAAACAUAUUUUCCUCAGAAUAAUAAUGAGUUAAAAACUUACAAGCUGGCCCGCUAGGUAGCUAGCGAACUUGCAAAAUAUAUCUGUAUUCAGAUAGAUUUUAAAAUAAAAUGUUGCAUCCAAGAUAAUAAGCUAUCUAGCUAACCAAGACAGCUAGCUAGCUGGUAUAGCAAGGCAACAGAUUACCUCCCAUUAAUGUAUUUGCCCAGACAAAUUGUUAGAUAACAGCUUACAACUAAGACGACUAGCUAGUCAAGUGACCACAAUAGCUAGUAAGCCAUCUAGCUAGCCAGCCAGUAUCAGUGCUGUAUAGAUAGAUACCCAGCUAAAUGAGAUAGCUGGCUUGCCACCAUAGUUUGCCAACAAAAGACCAACAGAGUUUCAGUGGACAUAUUUAUGGGGCCAUUUCCAGUUUUUCCACAAAAUUCACUAAAUAUUGUCAUGACAUACCAAAUGGGAACACUUAAAGUUGCAUGUAUUUUGACAAAAGUUUUGCAAGAGAACCAACCUUGCAAUUUUAUUCUGAGACUGUACUGUGUUGACAGUUCAUCAGUAAUAAAAAUACUAGACCUAAAGAGCCAAUAAUCAAAUAGAAUUAUUAACAAAUCUGCUACAUAACUGUUCAUCAGUAACUCUUCUUCUCUUCCCCUUCUUGUGCCAGAUCACAAAACUUCUGUAUUUUUACACCAAAACAUUCUGGAUCCAGGAGUUCUAUUUUUAUUUUUAUCAAAAUAUCUUCUGUUAGCUGCCAUGGCACUACAUCUAGUUAUUGCUACUGAAAAUGAAACAUUUCCUGCUGUUGCAUGUUUUUUUUUUUACUGAAAAUGUAACUGGCAAAAUGCAAGUUGACUUUUAUUUUGAAGGAACAUUGCUUACAGGAAAUGUCUGAGUUUAGCGUUAGCUCAAAGCUGCUAAUCCAGAAGCAUCCAGCUACAGACAAAACAAUAAACAUCUUAUACGUCUGGUCAUGCUAAUCUAACUAGCCUAGAAAUCUGGCGUGCCAGCUUACAAGCUAGCCAACUAUUGUCCUUCAAUGUCUAUUAUUUGUUCUCAAAAACUGUAAAAUAACAAUUGCAACCAAGUAAUUGAGCUUACCACUCAACCAAGAUAUCUAAAUAGUCAACUAGUUAGCUAUCAAGACUAUGAUAGCCAGCUAAGACGACAGCAAACUAACAAGCUAGCUAGCUUGCUUGGCUGCUAACUUGGGAAGAAUAUGAAAUAAGAGUGAUAAAAAAAGACAGAACUUAAAAAGCCAUCACUGAGCCCUCCUUCAGCUGUUUUCAAGCUCUGAUACCACUUUGUGUUCUGUACAUCUGAAGACAACCAAACUAACUAACUUACUAAAUAUGUGUAGCCAGAGUGCAAUAAUAAUAUAUACUUGUGAAAACUAUAGUUACAUCCACGCUACAUAAAACAACCACAUUCUUGUGUUCGUACAUACUGUAGAACUAUAAUAUAUAUAAACCCAUUUUUAUACGAUGAUGAGAGUAUUUCUAUCUCUAGUGUUCAUGCUACUUUAGCUAACUGCCCCCUGAGUGUGGCAUGGGUGUGGAUAGAAGCAGUGCUAGGUAGUGUAGAUUUUUCUUAAAGCUCAGGCGUUUCUAUCAAGUAGAGGGAUCUGCGUUUCUGCCGAGGACUCAUUUUUCAAUUUUAUUUUCAGUCAACUUUCAUCGAAUUAGCAUGAGAUUCCACUGUGUAUUUGUUAGCUUCAGCUAUCGUUAGCUUGAAUACCUUUUCAUGUAACCUCUUGAGGUGUGAACGACAAAGAAUUACGAGGAUUAUCCUUCCAAUGGAUGAAUGUUUUCAAACCAAGCCAUACCUUUACUCCAACACAGCACAAUACGUGUUUAUUUUAUGUUAUACAUAAACUGGUUUGGCACAGGUACGCAAAGCAUUUUUUACAUAUUGUAGAGGCAGCUGACUGGGACGGCGUCUUUAUAUUUCCUGAUGAAGUGUAACAGAAGGAAGACCAUAGUGUUAUCAAACAGUAAUAAUCUUUGGUAUUUUAGAAGUGAAUCUUCUUAGUAGGAGUUGAACUUGCAUUAGCAAGGUGAUAAACUCCUGUGAAGAUUGCUAAAAAAAAAACUUAAACAGUGUUAAUCUGGUUGAAAGUCUUAAAUAUUAUCACAAAUUCUCCCCAAGGAUGUUUCAUAGGGCAUAAAUAGAAGAAAAUAUGUGAUUUUUCAAAGUUUUGGACAUGAAAUUAGGCAAAAAUGGACAAAUAGUUGUUUAGAAUUGGCUGUAAUAAUGUACCUAUUUUUAACACAAAGUCAGUGAUGAAAAGGAGAUCCAGAUCAUCAUUUCGUCACCUCCAUUCAAUGUUUCUGAGGCAGUAUGCAUACAGGGGGCUUAAUCUGUGAGAUAAAAUGUCAGAAUAAGUUAGAACUUAAUUGUACGUUUGCAUCACUUUGCCUGUGAUCGGUUGUCAAAGUCUCGGACCAUGAGCGUUUGAAAAUGCUGCUGACGGUGAACGCAGCCCGUUCAUCUCUUUUGAUAGUCCUCCUCUUCCAGUUCUGGCACACAGAAGCACAGCUGAUGUUGGAUUCUGAGACGUUGUCCUCCCUCCUGUUAGUGGCACAGUCACUGGUGCCAUUCGUGCUUGUCAUUGUGCAAAUUCCUCGUCCUGUUUCAUCUCCUCUUCCUGCACAGGUUGUCAGUGACAGGAGGUUUUAAGUUGUCUUCAGACAGCCUCUUUCUGCCUCACUCUUAAGCCAAGGUCAGACUACACAAUCAUUCUUUUAUGACGGUCACUGCGCCGGAUAGACGAUUGCAGAGCCAUAGAUUAGUGCUAUGGCUUGCCUAACAGACAUGAUGGACUUCACGGUGGUUUCCAACCAAUCAUCGCGACUUACGAAGAAGGGCUGGGCUAGACAGUACCCAGAAAGAAAACUAAACCAACAUGUACUCGCUGUUCUUUGUCAAUCCAAACUUUGCAAAGGAUGAUCCAAUAGCAUCAUGCUGAUGCUAACAGCAGUUUGCUCAUCGGGUUGCUGAGGUUUAUCCCUAACAGGACAUCAUACUUCCAUCUUGCAGCACCAAAGUCACCACCCUUCUUGGAUUUAUUUGCCAACAGGUCUAUCGCCAAGCCCUGCCCUCUGAGAUCACUUAGACAAACAAUAAACAAGCUGCCCAAAAUAAUGGUUUUAGUCGGGUGGGCUUUGACUGCAGUCACUGUUUCCCAAUAGACUAAGAACCAAAGAACAAUGCUAAAAAGAAGAUAUGACGAGCUAACAUUAUGAAGCUAAACUUAGCCAUAGCUUUAGUGGUAAUUAGCUAACUUACAGUAAUGGUACAUUGCAAGGUGAUGUUCUACGUUGUUGUAUGAGAGUAUAUAUAAUUGUUGCUAACACCUUUGAUAUGCCCAGGCGAAUCAUUUCCCAUCCAAUUAAUCUUAAAUUAUCACUGUAUUUAGUCAACUAGCCUAAAAUUAAGCAAGCACUCCGUAAACGGUAAAAAUUUUGCACUGCUUAUUUAAAACACAACUUGGUUAACAGUGUUAAGUUGGUUUACAGAAUGUAGCUACUGUUAGCAGUGCUAGCACAAGCCAAUCUUAGGUCUCCUUUGCAGGCUAAUGUCGAUCUUCAUGGUCGGUGGCAGGCAGCUGCAUUACAGUUCAUACUGAGUAUCUGACCAGGACUGAAGUGGUAAAAAUAUAAAGUAUUUCUUGAACCAACUUGUAAUCCUGGUACAGAAUAACAAAGGAUUUAAAUCUAACCAUUUGAUCGGCUAUUCCCGCGCAUCCCAAGCUGAUACUAUAAACUUUACAUAAGAUAGUUUGUCAUUAAAACUUGAAAAAUUAAAAUUUACAAAUGAGUAAGUGAAGGGUACAAGUAAUACACAAAUAUCUUCCCUUAGUUCUAUCACAUAGUUUACAAAUAGAGAUGCAAAUAGAGAUGCAUUAAAUCUACACAUACUACUUCAACACGUAUGCCACUGAAGAUUUGCCAACUUCAGUGACAAAAAAUGAGAAUAACUGAGAGGUGUACACUGAACCAGGAAGUCCUCCUCCAUCAUGUUCAGUGUACCCUCCCUUGUGUAUUGCGGAUACUACCCACAGGUGGGACUUCUCUAACUGAGUUAGUAACUUCACCCAUGGUGCAAAAGUGUCUAAUGUCCAAGGCUUUCUGGAAAAACUCUGCAGAUUAAGCAAUGAUGGACAAGUAAUUUGAGUAGAAUUAUAAAAACAAAAAAAAUAAGUGAUUGAGUGCUGUUUACUCCAAGUUAAUAGUGUGUUCUAUUAAGUAGGAAGAACUGAGUUGAAUUAGCUUUUUUUUAAUUUUUAGGUUAAUGCAACCCAUUUUUUUGACAACCUUAAACUGUUCAGUCCUUCUAUAAAAGAUUUAAAGGUACGUUUGAUCCGUAGAGUUCAAUACAUCUGUUUUAUAAUGUUUGAGUUGGUCUCCUCAGUCAGGACUUCUCUAACUGAGCUUUAACUUCACUCAUGGCACAAAAGUCAUUUCGGCAAAACUCUGCAGACUGAGCGAUGAUGGUUAAAUCAACUGAGUAGAAGAACUUUUUAAAAACUUGUAUUAAUUGAGUAUUUUUUACCUAACUAAAAUGUCUUCUAUUAACUCAGAAAAUAGAGCUGAAAUAGCUGUUUUAAAGUUAACACAACUUUAAACUGUUCGGUGCUAUAGUGCAGGAUAUUGCGUCAGUGUUGUAUUUAGCCCAUGCACAUUGUUUGAAUAUUUAUAGGCUACAUGCAUUUAAAUAAAAACCACAGAAAAAUCAACAUCUCUACUUUUGCUUUUUCUGUGUAGUUCUAAGAUGUCUGAGGGUAUAAUGAAGCUGCAAGAAAUGUAAUUUGCGAUCACGUCGGAGGGCUGGGCUGAGCAAUAAAUCAGUUGUGACCUGCCAGCGUACUGCAGUUGUAAAAUAGCUUUAAGCUAACUCUGAUACAGUGUAACACAUGUCAUCAUUUAUGUUAAAUAUUUCACGGUUCCUUUACAUUUAAAAUUCCUCUUGUGACUUUUGCAUGUGCAGUAGUCACAAAAGGAGCUUUCAUCAGUCAACAUCACUGAUAUAAUGACUGUCAAGGGAUCAUAAGGCGUCCCAGACAUGACCUUGAUUGUUGUUCAUCACAACUUCUUGAUCAGUCAGUAAUUGUGCUUAAACGUGUAGUCUGACCUUGGCUUUACUCGACUCCGUGCAGACCGCCCUGAUCUACAGCAUAAUGCCAUAUUACUCCACACAGUUUGGUAGAGUGACUGCAUAAUUGUUCUUACAGAUCUUUGGAUCUCAGUAUUUAAAUCCUGUUUUUGAGGAAAAACAGUUUUGACUAUUGCAUGUUCUGAUUUAAGAAAAAAAAACUUUUGGGAAAGACUCAUCUGGAUGUUUUAGAGAUUUUGAUAUUUGCAUUUUCAGAUGUUUCCAUUUGUAGACUGACUACCUAAUUGCACUGGGCUCUGAUUAAUUGGUAUCUGAUACAUACUGAUUAAAGACCCUUUUCUUUAUUGUCCAAUGCAAUAUUGGGUGGUUAUUUGCUGUAUGAGGACAGUGCUCCUCUUUAUACAGUUUUAUAGAGAGAAAUGGAAACUGAAGUUGGUUCUAUUUUGUUCAGAACCGACGUUAUUUAAUGUUGAGGUGAACCUUUUUUCACUUUUACUCCUGGUACUCUAAACAUAUAGAACUCUGGUGAUGGUGAAACUAAUUAACUGAUGUAUAUUUUACGUAGGAGUAGCCUCAGCCCUGAUGCUCUGUAACUGACAGAUAGGGCUAGUAAUAACAAGUUGUGUUUUUCUGGUUUGACAUGCAGACUCCCGAGGGUUCAAACUGUGACAGAACAUGACUUUUAUGAAUCAGAAGCCUUGUGUUUUCUUUCUUUUUCUUUCUUUUAUUUUUUUACAACCCUUCAGUGAUUGACCCGGGCACCCCCCGACCCCCAAACCCCCCCAGGCCUUACAAAGGAGGGGAGGAGGUGUGUUCUGUCUGUCAGGAGAGCCAACGUGUCUGCAAUAAUAAGCCCUCCAUUAGAAGGGAGGGGGACGGGGGAGGUGUUUAAAGGCUCGACACACACAGUCGGACUCUCUACAUUGUAUCGUUGCUGAUUAUUGUGUGAUGACCAACUGUUGUCCUGAAGGAUGUUUCCCUGUCAAUUAAAAAUACAAGAUUUUUUUAU